UGUUCUUGAAAAGCCUUGAUUAUAAUAUGAAGAGACCUGAGUUGAAACAAUAGGUUUUUAAUGUUUAAAGGAACAAUGAUCUGUGGGCUAUGACUUUGUAUGACUAAACAAUGCAGGCAGAAUCACUGAAGUGAAUGAUCCAGGUGUCCAGAGUUGAGAGGAUUACUGGCUAGAUUUCACGUUAAAGUAGGAGUUGGACAAUUUCUUGUUUUGGGUUUCUGUCCUGCAUUCCUGUUGGCCAUCCACAUAUCCCAAUUAUAAGCCUACAAGUUUUCCAGAGAAGACUAAUUGGGCACCCUGUUUUUGUCUAGAUAUUUUAGGGUUGAAUUGAAUAUGUGGAGUAAACUGACUUUUUGGUAAGAUGUUCUUUUCCAGUGAUUAUCAUUUGCUAGUCCAGUUUUAUACUUCAGUGAAUACUCUAGUAUUCAGAGGAAUCCUUUGAGCAUUUCUUUGUCCCUGACGUUAACUUUUGUUUCCUCAUUUCAAGACUGGGGAGCAUCAAGAAAUUAGGGGAUACAGAAUUCCCUUUCCAUUCUCAACUCUGCAUCUUCCUUCCCCUCACACCUCUUUUCUAUUGCUUAGCCUACUUUCACCUGAAUUCUGGCUGGUUGGGCAACUUGAAUUAAAGUUAUGACAGCCUACACCCUUAUGACUAAUAAUAAAGCCCUAGAAUAUCUGAUUAAUCUGCAUACCUCUAAAGAGCUAACAUUACAAAAUCAAGACUUGUACCUUUUUUCCCCCUUCCUAGCACAUUUACCUAAAAGUAUAGAAUCGUAAAGAUAGAAGUGGGACAGAAACGAUCCUCUAGGCCAACUUUUUGUGUUCUGCAAAUGAAGGUACCAGCCCAAAAAGCUUAAGUUAUUUUUCCAGAAUUAUCUGGUAGCACUCAACUAGUACCCCAGGCUCCUUUUCCACUAUUCUUUCAGUAAUGCCAUACUGCCCUGUAGUGAAUCGGGAGUAGCAAGGAUUCUAGAAUUCCUAUUUUGCUGACUUGAGGGGAUCUGUGCCUUGGGCUGGGUCAGUGGAUGGUUUCUGAUUUAUUUUUUACUGAAUUUAUUUGGGUUUAUCAACACCAAGGGACAGGUACAUGGACCUAAAAAAAACCUUAGUUUUUGAUCCUUGUUGGGCAGUAUGGAAGAAUGUGUAAGGAAAAGGCCUUUUUUGUUGUUCAGGGGCCCUUAGAAGUGAGGAAUAAAGGCCUUCUGGACUUUGAGGUACCUACAUGUACCACCCUUUCUAAAUCCACUUUUUCCUCCUCCAAGACAAUAUUUCUGUUGCAGGCCCGUGGCAAAAUUUUUGUGAGCCCCUAAUGGUGUUCUGUUAAGAGAAAGUUUGUGAUGUAUAAGUGUUCCCAUAAUUCUAAAUAAACUUUCAUAUGAAGUGGCUUUGAUCUCAGGUAAAACAAAAAAUAUUUUCUAUGAGGCAUGUUUCACUGAAUGAGAUUGGAUAACUCACCUUUGUUUUUUCCUUUCCCCCUCUUUUAUUCUCUCUUCCCUCCAGCUAUGCCCCCUGUGUCUUUUAGCACUGCUAUGGCACAGCCUGGACCUGUUCCUCCCCUUCCCUCUCCUUCCCUCUCUUCUUUCUCUCCCAUUCCCCAGCCUCUUUGUCCUUUGACUACACCUGACCAACCUUCCUCAUUCUCUCUUCCUUCAGCCCCUGGUUUAACCACAGGAACCUCUUGGCCUUCCGUAGCACCCUUUUCCCAGACAUCCCCUUUGGCUACCCUGCCUUUAGGCAUUGGUUCUCCUCAAGCUUCAGCCACUUAUUCCUUGCCACCAUCUUCUCCCAUGGUCACACCAGCCUUUCUCCCAGAUCUAAUAGGACCUCCCAUCUCCCCAGCUGCCUUAGCUCUGGCUUCCCCUAUGAUUUCUCCAGCUCUGAAAGGUGCCCCUUCUUCAGCUCCUUUGUCUCUAGUGGCCCUUGCCCCUUCUUCUCCUCAAAAGAACCUGGAUGCUUCACCUAGUCCAGUGAGCCCAACUACACCUGCUUCUCUGCUGAAUCCUAAUCCCAGAAUUAAUCCAAUCCCAAAAGUGACUUCCAGCUCUGUCACAGUUACCGCUCAGGAAUCCACUGACCCAAAAGGCACUUACACCCCUUCAAAUAUAGCCGUUUCUUUGCCACCACAUCUUGGAACUCCUCUACACUCUGAGUCAAACACUGUUCUCCAGACAGCCCCUACUUCACCCAUUUCAGUCCAGGCUGCUUCCAUGACUGCCCCUUCUCCAACUAAGACUCCAAAAGCUUCCUCUACUACCUUCACUCCAUUUGUAGGCCCUCCUCUUUCCCAUGCAGAGCAGAUUGUUUCUCUUGGCUGUGGAGCGUCAGAUCAAAUAGACUCUGACAAUUUUUUAAAACCUAAAAGUCCUGCCCCAAUCACCAUUCCUGCAGGCAUCUCUUCCCAGGGACCUUCAAACUCCUCUAAAACCUUAGGAUCUCCUGUUACUCUAUUUCCAAAAGAUCCUCUAGUUUCUCCUGCUGUGGCCAGUUCACCUGUAGGAAGCCCAUUUUCUUUACUGAUGCCAUCUGUUGAGAAAGAUCCGUCUUCCAUAAGCAUAGCCCCUAACCUGUCUUCAGGCCCAACAUUUGGGGCCAUUUCUCCAGUAGUUCCUUCUACUUAUCCCUUGUCUCCACCUGUUCUGUCUUUAGGACCCAAAGCUUCUUCCCUUGAGAGUCCAGCCCUAAAAGGAACUGCUCCAGUUUUAACAACCACACAAGUUGCUAUGCCAUCUUCCCCUACUGUAAUUGCUACUAUACCCAGUUCCUUGGAGGGAGGCAAAUGUCCAUUAAGUAGCCCUUUUAUUCCUUCAGAGUCAACUGAUCCCAAGGCUAAGAGGGAUUAUGCUGCUCUCCCCACAGCUUUACCUCUGUCCCCUGUAGUUCCCAAAGAUCCUUCUGUUGUCCAGGUUGCAGCCCCUUCUCUUAAGACUCUGAAAAAUCUUAAAGAUUCCCAAGUUAUCCCCAUGUCUCCUCUUGAAGUCUCUACUCCAAUGCAGAUAGAUUCUCUACCCAAGAAAGUACCUGUUACAGUACCCUUGACGCAUGUGGCUCCCCAAAGUCCCUCAACUUAUUCUUUGAAAUCCUCACCAGGUUCUCCAUCUCAGGAAACCACCCUAGCAAAAAAAGAUCUCAUGGGAUCCCCUUUUCCUGCUGCAGUCCCCUCUCUGACGGUUCUAAGUGUUCCAACCUCAAGUGCAGACAGUUCUACUCUAGAGGUCUCUGGCACUCCAAAAGUCUCUGUAGACAAAGUUGAUCUUUCUAUUCCCUCUCCUUUAGCAUCUCCUCUUCCAGUCUCUGAUGGCCCUCCCAGCUCUUUUAGCCUACUUCUCAAAGGUUCCUCCACCACCCCAACUGUCCCUUCUCCUCAGGGGCUUCUUUCUUCUUCAGCUCAGAUGGACUCUCCAAAGAAAGAUCCUGCAACUCCAUUCACUCUUUGCCCUGUAGCUUCCAAAGAAAUCACCAGUACUUCAGCUGCAACUCCAUUCACUCUCUCUUCUGCAGCUUCAAAAGGUCAUAUGGCUAAAAAGGGUCCUACAUCUCCUGAAUAUUCCCAUAUUCCCUCAGCUGUAGCUGUUUCUCCUUUGGGGGCCUCAGUUACUCCUCAAACUCCAGAGUUGCUCCCAGAUAAGAGCUCUGCUGCAGUCCCUUCUUCCUUAACUCUAGUUUCUGUUAGUCCCCAAAGUGCACCAGUUCCAUCUGUUUUACCAGCUACUACAACUUCUGGUUCCCCAGGAAUAGUAGCUUCUCCUUUAGUGGCUGCUGCCACUCCUAAUAGAUCCCCAACUAAAAAAGACUCUAUUUCCCCCCUAGCCUCUGAUCUGACUUCAGCUGCUCCAUCUCUGAAAGGGUCACCUACAUCCUCACUUGUGACUUCACCCCACAAAGGGGGCCCUACGCCAUCCACUAAAGAGUUUCCCACUACCCCACCAGCUGCAAAGUCACUAUGCUCCCAAACUACACCAAUUGUGCCACCUCCAACUCCAGAAGGGGCUCCCACUAUCCCACUAGCCAUAAUGCCAUCAUCCCCCAAAAAGGCUUCCCCUACUUCACCAUCUGUGCUUCCAGCCACUGCUCUACCUACUUCAGCUCCAUCAUCCCCCAAAGGAACCACUACAUCAACUAUAUCUCUAGCUCCUGAAGGUACUCCCACUGCUCUACCUUCUAAAGAGGCCCCAGUUCCACUAUCUCUGCCUUCUGAGGCUUCCAAAGAGAACCCCACUGUUCCACUAAUUGUUCCUUUUCCAUCCCCCAAAGAAGUUCCUACCCCACCUGUAAAUACCUGUCCAUUGGAGGCUACUGUUUCUCCUCAGGCUCCUAAAGGGUCCCCAGCCAAGAAGGGUUCUGUUACUUCCCCUGUACCUCCUAAAGGUGCUUCCACUCCCCAAGAUGCUUCUCUAUCUCCCAAAGUUACUUCUGAUUCUUCACCUGUAGCCACCUCUCCUUUGGAGGGCACCAUCUCUCCUCAAGCUCCUAAAGAGUCCCUGGCCAAGAAGGGUUCUGCUACUUCCCCUGCAGCAGCUAAAGGUGCCCCCACUCCCCAAGCUGCUUCUCCAUCUCCCAAAGUCGCUUCUGAUUCCUCUCCUGUAGCCACUUCUCCAUUGGAGGACACUGUCUCUCCUCAGACUCCUAAAGGGUCCCCAGCCAAGAAGGGUUCUGCUACUUCCCCUGCAGCAGCUAAAGGUGCCCCCACUCCCCAAGAUGCUUCUCCAUCUCCCAAAGUCGCUUCUGAUUCCUCUCCUGUAGCCACUUCUCCGUUGGAGGCCACUGUCACUCCUCAAGCUCCUAAAGGGUCCCCAGCCAAGAAGGGUUCUGGUACUUCUCCUGCUGCAGCUAAAGGUGCUCCCACUCCCCAAGCUGCUUCUCCAUCUCCCAAAGUCAAUUCUGCUUCCUCUCCUGUAGCCACUUCUCCGUUGGAGGCCACUGUCUCUCCUCAAGCUCCUAAAGGGUCCCCAGCCAAGAAGGGUUCUGCUACUUCCCCUGCAGCAGCUAAAGGUGCCCCCACUCCCCAAGCUUCUACUUCUCUGUCCCCCAAAGGGGCAAUUCUCUCUCCUCAAGCCUCUAAAAAAAGCCUGCCUAAAAAGAAUUCUGCUGCUCUACCUGACUUAGCUCACAAAGGGGCUUCUACUUUGUCAGAUAUGAUUCCACUUCCCAAAGACAACCCUGUUGCUCCAUCUCCCAAAUCAACUUCUUCCACAGUAACCCCUAAAGAGACUACUAAUCACACUUCUGAAGUGGUUUCACCUUUGGAAGCCAGUGUUUCUCCUCAAACUUCUAAAGGUUCCCCAAUUAAGAAGGGUUCUACUUCCCCUACAACUCCCAAGAAUACACCAAUUGUCCCCACUUCAAAAGUCCCAUUAGCCAAGAAGGGUGAUGCAACUUCACCCCUUAGGACUCCUAUAUCUCCAGAAGCAUCCCCUGCUCUCUCAACUAAGAUUGGUAUUGUGGGAGCCCCUCUUGGCCCAAAAGAUGCUUCUCCCCAGGCUUCUAAAGGUCCUUCUGUUACUGAAAAGAGGGAAGGUCCUGUUCCCUCUUCAAAGGAUCUCAUAGUACCUAUCCCUACCCAGUCUUCUCCAUUAGUAGCUGCUGCAUCUGAAUCCAACCUUAAGGCUAAAUCAGCUUCUCUAUCUCCAACUCCCAUCCCACCAGUUUCCUUGCUUCUUGUUCCCUCCCCAGUCCCUCCUCCUUUGCUCCCUAAACAGCAGCCUCUUCUGCCGUCCUCACCUGGGCUGGUGCCCGAAGCACCCUGUAAGCCCCAAGGCCCAGCUGAUGAGGACGAGCUGCCGCCUCUGAUCCCCCCGGAAUCACCCUCAGGGGGACUGCCUUUCCAGCCGGUCCUGGUGGACAUGCCCACCCCCAAACCUACUGGGGUCCCUGCCCCGAUCCCUCCUGCCAAGCAGCCCGUUUUGAAGAACAACAAGGGGUCUGGAACAGAAUCUGACAGUGAUGAAUCAGUACCAGAGCUUGAGGAACAGGAUUCUACACAGGCAACUACGCAACAGGCCCAGCUGGCGGCAGCCGCUGAGAUCGAUGAGGAACCAGUCAGUAAAGCAAAACAGAGUCGAAGUGAAAAGAAAGCACGAAAGGCUAUGUCCAAACUGGGACUUCGACAAGUGACAGGAGUUACUAGAGUCACCAUCCGGAAAUCUAAGAAUAUCCUCUUUGUAAUCACAAAGCCAGAUGUCUACAAGAGCCCAGCUUCAGAUACCUACAUAGUCUUUGGGGAAGCCAAGAUUGAGGAUCUCUCUCAGCAGGCACAGCUAGCUGCUGCUGAAAAAUUCAAAGUUCAGGGUGAAGCCGUUUCAAACAUACAGGAAAAUACACAAACUCCAACUGUACAAGAAGAAAGUGAAGAGGAAGAGGUUGACGAAACAGGUGUGGAAGUUAAGGACAUAGAAUUGGUCAUGUCCCAAGCAAAUGUGUCCAGAGCAAAGGCUGUCCGAGCCCUAAAGAACAACAGUAAUGAUAUUGUAAAUGCUAUUAUGGAAUUAACGAUGUAACAAUCUGGAGACAAAGACUUUUUUUUCAAUGUUUCAGAGAAGAUUAAAUGCAACCUGAUUUGAAAUUUGUACUGUUUCUAUCAAUAAAGUUGUGGCUUCUUGUUGGAUGAA
Messenger RNA from Sarcophilus harrisii (Tasmanian devil), 6605 nucleotides. It is a transcript of the gene NACA, whose product is annotated as nascent polypeptide associated complex subunit alpha. Lineage: Eukaryota; Metazoa; Chordata; Mammalia; Dasyuromorphia; Dasyuridae. Gene Ontology annotation, cellular component: nascent polypeptide-associated complex; cytoplasm. Gene Ontology annotation, biological process: protein targeting to membrane. The record is from RefSeq and is a predicted model, not a curated record. Bases 1437 to 6494 code for a protein of 1685 amino acids. The transcript has 8 exons.